Eimeria tenella is the source of this 474-nucleotide messenger RNA. RefSeq lists its product as uncharacterized. The record is from RefSeq and is a predicted model, not a curated record. The transcript is spliced from 3 exons. The annotation marks the transcript as partial. Lineage: Eukaryota; Apicomplexa; Conoidasida; Eucoccidiorida; Eimeriidae.
AUGUCUUGUUUGGGAGUGGUAUUUUGCAUGUUGGAGAGUUUGACGGACUGCAGCCGUUCUGCUGCUGCUGCUGCUGCUGCAGUUGCUGCUGCAGCAGCGCCGCCGCGGCCUCGCGCGCCCGCCGCUGCGCCGCCGCCGCCCGCCGCCGCUGCUGCUGCUGCUGCUGCUGCUGCUGCUGGGGGGCCCCGGGCCUCCUUCGUGGACCCUGGAGACAGCCACAAAUUCACAACUUCUGUCGAAGUUGGAAAUCCUCUUUCUCCCCAUUACUCCGACUUGGGGGCCCCAUACCCUUUCUCCCGUUUGGGAGAUGAUGAAGGCAGCAAACGCCUGCGGAAAGCUCUAGACGGACUUGUGGACACUGUGGGGUCUCUUUGUUCUCCGCAUGAGGGGAUUCUGAAAAAAAGUACAGAAGUGUCUUGGCCGCUCUCCGACGGCAGUGGGCUGCUGAUGCUGAAACUGACUGUGGACGAGCUG